Messenger RNA from Benincasa hispida (wax gourd), 1741 nucleotides. Its product is annotated as putative pyruvate, phosphate dikinase regulatory protein, chloroplastic. NCBI's taxonomy places the organism in Eukaryota, Viridiplantae, Streptophyta, Magnoliopsida, Cucurbitales, Cucurbitaceae. Gene Ontology annotation, molecular function: transferase activity, transferring phosphorus-containing groups; ATP binding. The record is from RefSeq and is a predicted model, not a curated record.
UAGUUUUUGUUUAAAAGAUGGGAAGAUAUUUAUAGGAUGAGGAAAGAAAAGAUGGGAAGAUAUUUAGAAAUGAUGAGCUGAUAAACGGUUUCCAUAUUGUGAAGAACAUUUAGAAAAAGUAACGACUUUCCCCAUUACUUACAAUGGCUUCUUCCACCUUCAGCUGGUCUAACAUCCCUCACACACAUAGAUACCAAAAUCCCAAACCUAGAAUCCAACCUCCCUUCUCAAAUUCUCUCAUCAACAACCAAUCAUCCUCCGAGCCCGGUCCACAGGUCCGCAAACCCAAGGGCAGCCCCCAAUUGAAUCGCUGGUCUAGGGCUCGCGCUUUGCGAUCGGGGCACAAAUUGGAGCGCCACAGCAAUCGGGCUGCUCAGGCCGUCGAGCUGCGAUCUCCCGAUUCCCCCACUGACAGAGCCCCCCGGGAGCCUGCCUUUAAAGGACGAGAUGGUGACGAUGAUGUGGAGAGAACAGUUGGGAAGUCUAUUUACAUGGUGUCUGAUGGCACUGGAUGGACGGUGGAGCACUCCGUCACCGCCGCCUUGGGUCAAUUCACUCAUUGUUUAGUCGACCGUGUUUGCCCUGUUAGCACCCAUUUGUUUUCUGGGAUUGAUGAUGUAGAGCGAUUACGGGAGAUAGUAAAACAAGCAGCCAAAGAGGGUGCUAUGCUUGUUUAUACCUUAGCCGAUCCGUUCAUGGCUGAAUCUGCGAAACAAGCUUGCAAAUUGUGGGGCAUUCAAUCUAAUGACAUAUUGGGGCCAUUAACAGAAGUUGUUGCAUCUCAUCUAGGUGUCUCACCAUCCGGUCUUCCUCGUGGGGCUUUCGGCAAUAAUAUCCCACUGACUGAUGAGUACUUCCGUCGGAUAGAAGCUAUUGAGUUCACAAUCAAACAAGACGAUGGUGCAUUGCCUCAAAACUUGAACAAAGCUGACAUUGUUCUUGCUGGUGUAUCGCGAACAGGGAAGACACCUUUGUCGAUUUAUCUUGCACAAAAGGGUUAUAAAGUGGCUAAUGUGCCAAUCGUAAUGGGGAUCAAACUCCCGAAGAACCUGUUCGAAGCAGACCCUGAAAAGGUGUUUGGUCUGACUAUAAAUCCAAUUGUUUUGCAAACAAUAAGAAGAGCAAGAGCCAAGAGUUUGGGAUUUAGUGAAGAAAUGAGAAGUACCUAUUCAGAAAUGGAUUUUGUUAGAGAGGAGCUGGAUUUUGCUGGGAAGAUAUUUUCUCAAAACCCCACAUGGCCUGUGAUAGAGGUAACAGGGAAGGCCAUAGAAGAAACUGCUGCCGUCAUAUUGAGGCUUUACCAUGAUAGAAAACACAAGUGUUCAAUGCCAAGAAUAUCAAAGCGCUACUAGAGACUAGGGCAAAAUACAGGUGUUUGAAAUUUACUUAUAGUAAACCGUAGCUGAUGAUCAUAAUCCAGUUCGUAAAUAAGGGCAAACCUACACUUUGUACAGUUACUACUUGUAAUUGGUCUUAACAAUUGAAAGUAAAAGUUCCUAUACUCGUUCUGUGGGCUCUGUGGGCGCUGAAGGACUAGGCUAGUUGUUUACUUGACGAGCAUAUGAGAAAGUUUCAGUUUUGGAUGCUAUCAUGAUCUAUUUUUACCUUUAUAGUUCCUGUAAGAAGCCUCAGCACAGAGAACUUGCAUUUCAUUUUUAUUUUGCGGCAGUGUUUAGCCAAUUGUUUUCAUGACUAUAAAACUUUAAUACCUUUAGUGAAUGUAUUUUAUUCUUUCCACAAA